Molecule: messenger RNA, 225 nt
Organism: Mesorhabditis belari
Lineage: Eukaryota; Metazoa; Nematoda; Chromadorea; Rhabditida; Rhabditidae
Source: the annotation of a GenBank genome assembly
AUGCGAAUUUUCAGCGUGAUUUUCUUGGUUGGUGCCUUUGUGAUGUGUGUGACGAGUUUCCGAUCUCGAGGCCUCCCCGCGCAAUUUGGGGCCCAAUUCGAUAGCCCCGAUCUUCCGUUGGAUAUCGGUGUUCGACAACAAGAAGGAUCUGGAUUCUCACAAAAUAGCAAGGGCUCGGCUCUCCGUAAUCGGUGCAUUUUCUGUCGAGGCGGAAAUUUCCAACGC